Messenger RNA from Xenia sp. Carnegie-2017, 859 nucleotides. Its product is annotated as eukaryotic translation initiation factor 2 subunit 1-like. NCBI's taxonomy places the organism in Eukaryota, Metazoa, Cnidaria, Anthozoa, Malacalcyonacea, Xeniidae. Gene Ontology annotation, cellular component: eukaryotic translation initiation factor 2B complex; eukaryotic 48S preinitiation complex; eukaryotic translation initiation factor 2 complex. The coding region runs from base 254 to 478 and encodes 74 amino acids. The record is from RefSeq and is a predicted model, not a curated record. The transcript is spliced from 3 exons. Gene Ontology annotation, molecular function: ribosome binding; translation initiation factor activity; RNA binding.
AGUUAUCCUCAGUCAGAAUGUCCCAAUUGUUCGUCUGUAUUUUGAGUAUUACCGUUUGAGGUUCUUGAAAAUUUUGCAUUGAAAAAUGCAACUGAUUAAACAAUCUGCGUUAUAUCUUUGUACAUAUUUUGUGCCAUCAUCAACAUAACGAAUUGUUUGUAUUUCUAUUUCAAAAUCGAGCGACAUUUAAUAUUAUGACUUCAUUUAGAUAAAUCCCAUUUCACCACCAACCUAUGUUGUCACGACAACAACAAUGAAUCGAGAAGAAGGUUUGAAAGCUUUGGAAACAUCUAUCAAAGCCAUUGAAGAAGUCAUUAUGAACAAGAAAGGAACAUUUGUUUUACAACAAGCUCCAAAGGUUGUCACAGAUAUGGAUGAAGCAGACUUUGCAAAGGAACUGGAAAAACUUGAACAUCAAAAUGCAGAAGUUGACAGUGAUGAUGAUAAUCCUGAUGAUGAAGAACAAGAUGAAGCAUAAAUAAUUGUGGUUUGUUUUAAAACAUUUUCAGAAAGAAUGAUAGAUUGGCCGGCAAGUGCUAAUUUAAUAACAAAGAAGUUAAACUUUAGCCUCUCUUGAAACACCAUUCGGACAUCAAUUUUUUCUUGUGACUAUUCAAAAUAAUAUUUCACGCCCAUGUUCAAUGUCUGUGCGAAAAUUUUUAUAGGUUUGUUUAGGUUAAAGUGAAGUCUAUAUGAGAAAUUAAAAUUGACAGUAGUUUGAGCCUCUGUGAUUGAGUAUAUCUUACUUGUGUAUCCAAUAUUUAUCCAAGUAUAGUUAGUAGUGUACUGUGUUACACAGUGGAGUGUCUAGCCUCUAAAAUUGGAAGAGUAAUAUUUAUAUAUGAAUACUUUGAUCAUA